Messenger RNA from Cutaneotrichosporon cavernicola, 990 nucleotides. RefSeq lists its product as uncharacterized. Bases 1 to 990 code for a protein of 329 amino acids. Lineage: Eukaryota; Fungi; Basidiomycota; Tremellomycetes; Trichosporonales; Trichosporonaceae. The transcript is spliced from 6 exons. Gene Ontology annotation, molecular function: lipase activity. The record is from RefSeq and is a predicted model, not a curated record.
AUGCCGACAUCGAGAGAAGGAUUCGAGUACACUCGAUACCUGUUCAAGGAGGUGGCGCCGUCCAUGACGGGCGGGUGUCAUGCUGACGUGUGGAUGCCGCUAAAGGACAAGGUCAAAGGCGGGAGGGUGCCGGUUGGCAUCACAUACCACGGCGGUGGGUUCACGACAGCCGACUCGCAACACGUCUUCACCGGCCACAUCGAGCACCUCCUCGAGCGGGGCUUUGCAGUCGUCUCCCUAGAGUAUCGAAUGUGCCCGCACGUCCGCCUUCCCGAGAUCCGCGAGGACCUGCUUGACGGCUACCGCUGGGUCCUCCAAAACCUUCCCAAGAUCCAUCCCGAGCUCGAUCCCGAGCGUAACUUCGUCUUCGGUGGAAGCGCAGGCGGAACAUCAGCAAUGUUGGUGUCGAUCGAUGCCGCAGCGGCCGGCUUGCCUCUCCCGAAGGCGAACUAUAUCGCGUACCCGCUGUCCGACACGAACGCACGCUAUUUCAGGGAAUACAAGCCGUACGAAGAUGCGAUGGCGGACCUGUCUGAAUAUGACAAGAAGAAGGUUGAUGACCUCCUCUUCGAGCCCGUCAGCACGGCGCAUGAUGUUUGGGCGGAGGACGGGUCUUCACCUCGCGCGACUUGGGCGAGCAUGGCCAUCGACUCGGCCUCGCUCAACGAAUUUCUAACGAGCCAUGCACCGCCGUACCCCGACGCGCAGAAUCCCAUCAAGCUCAUGUCCGCCUCCUUCCCACCCAGUGUGUGGGUGCUCGCGGCAGAUGACUCGCUGCUUGACCCACAGCAGACUCGUGAUGGCCACGCCCGAUUGCUGGAACUAGGGGUUGAGAGCAAGCUCAUCGAGGCGCAAGGUAUGCCACACGGCGCUCUAGAGCCAGGACCAGGUAAGGACGGGUGGAAGGAGCGGUUCUGGCCUUUCGCGCAGCCUGCACUCGAGUUCUGCGUCGCUAAGUGCGCGAAGCGCGGGUGGUGCUGGAUCCAGUAG